Messenger RNA from Rhagoletis zephyria (snowberry fruit fly), 1224 nucleotides. The record is from RefSeq and is a predicted model, not a curated record. Lineage: Eukaryota; Metazoa; Arthropoda; Insecta; Diptera; Tephritidae.
AUGUCCUCCGCCGACGGUGCUGCUGGCCUGAGUGGCGAAAGCUCGGGCGGCAUUCUGAAGAUCAACUACGGCGAGCCAGGAGGACCGGAGACGACGGUGGUGGCGAACCAGCCGAUUGCCAUACUGGAGAAUGGUAGGACGUUGCAGAUUCCGCCCCACCUCUCCAUCAACGGCAUCAACGUGGAGCAGCUGCUGAUGCAGGCGAAUCAGCAGCAGCAGCAGCACCUUCAUCAGAUUCAACAGCAGCCUCAGUUACCUCCUCGAAGUCAGCAGCAGCAGCAGCAGAUUUCACAGCAACUUCCUCAGCAGCAGCAACAGCAACAGCAGCAGGUGCACAUCCAGGUCGCCGACUACAGCAGCCUGGUGAACCUCAGCAACUCGGGCCCUGUCCCCAAUAACAACAACAACAACAGCAACUCGGUGACGGCCAUUCAGGUGCAAAACUCCUCUGCCCUGCCGGCAGUACUUCGUCGCAAGACCAACCCGCCGGUUCUACUUCAGCAGCAGCAGCAGCAACAACACCAACAAAACGCCAUCAAACUGAUGCCUACUUCACAACAGCAGCAGCUGCACCUCAACUCAAUGAGCACCACCGAAGUGGUGCGCGAUCUGCGGAUGAUGGCCCCUGCGGCGGUGGUGCCCAUCACCAGCACACUGCAAACCCUGCAGCAGGUCCCUCCCUGCCAGUCGCCGCAGAACUUGGAGGCGGAAAACUUGAUCAUCACAAGUAGCAGUUCUCUUCAGCAGCAACAACAGCAACAGCAACAACAGCUUCUCACCUCAAUUUCCUCAACGGCCAAUUCAAUGCUUGGAAGAGGCGGUGGCGGAGGCGGAGGAGGAGGCAGCGACCAAAAUCACGGCAAGGGCAAGUCCAUCCUCCUUUGGCUGUCGCGCUUCUACAACAAGGGCCUCUUUGAGAGUCUCAACUUUGAGCAGAUUUUUGACGUUCCUCCGCUUGACCCUGAUGCGACCACGUCUUCAGCAGGGGAUAGGACCCCCAUACAAAUGCCUUCCAAGAAGGACCACAUUCUCGCUAAAAGCAAACAGCAGCAGCAACAACAACAACAACAACAAAACUCGCCGGCAGUGAUCCUCAACGGCGGCGGCAACGGUGCUCCACAGCCUCCUUCAACUCAUCCUUCCACUUCCUCCGGCUCUCACAGCGCUUCCAAUCCUACUCAGCAGCCAAACGGCGGCGCCACCCCUCACGAUCUACUGCUCAAG